This is a messenger RNA of Gossypium raimondii (Peruvian cotton), 1016 nucleotides long. Its product is annotated as NDR1/HIN1-like protein 13. Gene Ontology annotation, cellular component: plasma membrane. The transcript has a single exon. Lineage: Eukaryota; Viridiplantae; Streptophyta; Magnoliopsida; Malvales; Malvaceae. The coding region runs from base 45 to 809 and encodes 254 amino acids. The record is from RefSeq and is a predicted model, not a curated record.
AGUGACAGAGUAUUUUCCCUUUGAAUCCCCAAAGCAAAAACACCAUGAAAGACACUGUUUUCCCUUCAUCCAGACAAGCCACAAACGGCGCCGCCGCCGCCGCCAAACCUUCCUUUCCCGCCACCAAAUCUCAACUCUACGGAGCCACCCGCCCUCUCUACCGUCCACAACCAAAGCCUCACCGUUACCGCCGCUCCUGCUGCUGUUCAUGUUGCAUUUGGACCACCGUCACCAUCCUCAUCCUCCUCCUCCUCGCCGGCGUAUCAGCCGCCAUAUUAACCCUUAUUUACAGCCCCCACCGCCCCACUUUCACAGUCUCCUCCCUCAAAGUCUCCACCCUUAAAAUCACGUCAUCUUCCAAGCUCAUCACCAACAUCACUCUCAACGUCAACGCCAAAAACCCUAAUAAAGAACUCAUCUAUAUUUACGACCCUAUCGCCAUAUCUCUCACAACCAAAAACGACGCCGUUAUGGCGAACGGCUCGUUUGGUCCCUUCGUGCAUGGUACUAAAAACAAUACCCUUUUGAAAGCCACCAUUAGUGGUGGAAGCCAAGAGCUGGAUGACUCGUCGGCCGGCGAGUUAAGGGUUGCCUUGAAGAACAAGAAAGGGUUGCCAUUGAAGAUGAAGCUUGAUACUAAAGUGAAAGCUAAAAUUGGGGGUUUAAAAACACCAAAGGUUGGGAUUAGGGUCAUUUGUGAAGGGAUUAAAGUAACUGUUCCAAACGGAAAAUCCCCAUCAAAGGCUUCAAUUUCUAAUGCAAAAUGCAAAGUUGAUUUGAGGGUUAAGGUCUGGAGAUGGACUUUUUGAUGAGAAUUGAGGAAGUGAAAUUGAGAAAUAGAAAAAAAAAUGUUUACUUUAUUUUAUUUUAUUUCAUUUUUUUCGCUUUUUUUAAUUAUUUUUUGGUCAACAAUAUCUUUUGUAAAUUUGGUGAUUGUUUGUAAUAACAGGAUAGGGGGAUUUGGUGUAUUUUCUUUUAAUUUGGAAUUUAAUUUAAUUAAUUUAAUUUAAUAGUUA